Molecule: messenger RNA, 2995 nt
Organism: Lasiosphaeria miniovina
Lineage: Eukaryota; Fungi; Ascomycota; Sordariomycetes; Sordariales; Lasiosphaeriaceae
Exons: 4
Coding region: 201-2891 (896 amino acids)
Source: RefSeq, a predicted model, not a curated record
CCGCCCCCGCCCCCGCCCCUGUCUCAAUUCAAGGUCUGCGCGGGCGGCUACCUCUGAUCAAUAAUUCGUCAUUUUUUUCCUCCUCGUUAAAAUGCAUUUUCAGUCUCGAACCUAUCGAAGCUCCUAUCUCUGUUCGCCCCUACAUCAGCUAAUUUACUCAAGGUACCUUUCGCUUUGCUGCAGUUAGCCAUUGUAACGACAUGGCAGCCGAGGCUCUUGCGCUUGGUGCGAGCAUCGCGGCCUUCAUUCAGCUAGCUGAUCGCAUCACAUCCCUUGCCAGGAAUGUCGUCGAUUCCACAGCUGAUAUGCCCACGACCCUGAGAAUGGCACACGCUGAGACCUCCGCUCUGAAGGACGUUUUGGGUGAGCUGAAAAGAACUCAUGCGACCUCUGGCGUCGAGGCCAACACUGCUCUUAUGGAGGCCACCAAGAAGCCACUCGAGAACUGCCAUUCAUCCAUGGAGAAGCUUGAGGCAGAACUGGCAAAACUAUCCAUAUCGCCCUCUGCCGUUCGACGAGCACCCGGAAAGAGACAAAAAGUCACACAGGCUGUGAAAUGGGCGGCCGGCGGCGAGGAUAGGGUGAAGAAGCUUGUCUCAAACUUGGUUACCGAGAAAGCUACCCUGUCCCUCGUAUUGCUAUCUGAUAUCUCUGAAGAUGUGAAGGCUGUGAAGUCGACGACCGCCAAGGUGUAUAAAAAUCUUACCGACAAGCAGAUACUCAACGUAGUAAAGUGGCUUGAGCACACUAAUCCCUGCGACAUCCACAACCGUUCCGGUAUCCUGUACGAAGAGCGGACUGGCGAGUGGAUGCUGAGGAGCAAGGAAUGGAAUUCCUUUGUCCGCGGCGGUAACAGAUCCUUGUGGAUCCACGGUAUUCCCGGUGCUGGGAAAACUAUCUUGAUCUCGCAUCUCGUCAACAAGCUACGUCUACUACACAAUCGACGGACCGGGUGGGCUUACUACUACUGCUACUUCGGCCGGACCCAGGAUGAAACGGAGCCAUUUUUAAGGUGGAUCAUUUCGCAGCUCUGUCAGCAGGCUUCACACGUUCCGUCUCAGCUUCAGGGACUCUACGAAAGACGCCACCGUCCCGACAUCAACACGUCUCUCGCUGUUUUAGCCCAAAUUACCCAGGAAUUCGAUGUAGUAUAUGUUGUUAUCGACGCAGUUGACGAAAGCAAACCGUAUACUCGCCUUUUGGAAAUCCUCACAUCCCUCAUAACCCAGCCUCGCUUUGCAAAGCUUCGACUCCUAAUAUCAAGUCGCCAAUAUCUGGACAUUGAGAAUGCCUUGCAACCGCACUCAGUAUCGGUAUCCAUGUCAAACGAAGCCGUGCAGGAAGACAUCCGGAUCUUUGUUAGUGCAACGCUGCGAUCGAACCCCAAAUUUCAGUCAUGGCCAGUCUCGCUUUACACGGAGACUGAGGCCGCCUUAGCCAAAGAAGCAAAGGGAAUGUUUCGUUGGGCGGUAUGUCAAAUCGACAUUCUCGGCAGGAUGAAGUCUCAGUCGGCUGUCAGAAAGGCGCUUGCAGAACUCCCCGAAACCCUGGAUGCAACAUAUGAGAGGAUCCUACAUGCCAUCCCAACCGAGCACCGCGAGUUUACUCGAGCAGCCCUAAGCAUUCUAGCGGCUCAGAGCGAUUUCGGCGACUCAUGUUCGCACAUGACACCACGUGUUCUCCUGAGCAUGAUACUCCGCACCAUCCGCUUAGAUAUGUCGACGGAUCAUUUUUAUGACAUAUCUGACAUUCGGGAGAUCUGCGGUUGCCUCGUCACCUUCGUGACGCAGAAUAAAUCUGGUUCGAACUUGAACACUAUCGGCCCAGAACCACUACAUAGUGGUGUGGUUUUUCUCGCGCACUACACGGUCAAGGAAUUCCUGUAUGCUGAACGCACAGCCCGCAGUCUCAAUAGUACCGUCUCACGGUUUGCUCUCGAUGAGGAGACCACAGCAAUGUGUUGGGCGAAGGAUAUCGUGGACAUUGCGAGCUCAACCAAGGCAUCGGGCGACCCCAUUAGUAUGGAUUUACUCGAGGACUACUGUCAAGGACUCGCGCCCAAACUUCUGGGAAAAUGGGAUAACCGUCUGGCUGCCAGCGGCUUGUCAAACCGUUGCUUUACCUUUCUCAAUCCUGGCGGUGCUCAUCAUUUGCUUCGGAUGAAGAGAAUGUUGAUACUGGAGUGGUCUUCUACGCCAGCGAAUCAUCUGAUAGGAGCCCUCGCAGAAUGCCUGUACCGGGGACUUUGGGCUCUCGCACGCGAAGCAACACAGAUGUUGGAUGCCAAGCAGAUCCUCGGAGCGGCCUUAUUGCUAAUUGCGGAUACUGGUUCCCGGCCACCAGAUCGAUUCCAGAGUCGGAGAUCAGAAGUACUACUGGAAACGUCUCUGGUCUUAUCCCUCUUCAUCCGCAAACUACAACCCAAGCCCCGUCUUGAACAGCUGAAAAUAUUGGCUAAAUCAGUUGGCUGGGACGCAUUACUUUUCGCUGCCACCGCACAACACCGCUAUGACAAGGAAACCGAGAAGGGCAAAACAUGCGCUAUAGCAUUGCUGGUCGAGCUGGGGGCAAAUGUAAACUCUGCAUCCUGCCGGAUGACCCCGUUGCAACUUGCCGCUCUCCUCUGGGACUACGAUGGCGUCAAGGUCCUGCUUGAAAAGAGGGCAGACGCCAAUAUGACUGGAUCUGCGCAAGGAUAUCAGCUCGCCGGAUGCGAUCUUGACGACGACUUGGAAUACGAUAGCCCGCUUAGGAUUUUGAGGAAUGCGGCGUUCGCUCCCCCUAGGUCGUCGAUCCGUGUAAGACGGGCUGGGCAGGGCCGUGCGGCGAAGUUGAAGGUGGAGAAGUUGCUGCUGGAAUCAGGAGCCAGGGAUUUUACUACCAAGCUUUGAUAAACUUACGCUACUGGGAGAGAAAUCUAUCGAGAUAUUAACUUGAGCUACUAUAAAUACUCUAUUACCUAGGUGCUUAAAUAUGAAAGCCCACAGAAAAUAGC